Sesamum indicum (sesame) is the source of this 2389-nucleotide messenger RNA. Lineage: Eukaryota; Viridiplantae; Streptophyta; Magnoliopsida; Lamiales; Pedaliaceae. The record is from RefSeq and is a predicted model, not a curated record.
UAUAAAUAUUUCAUUACAUAUUGUUUUUGAUUCUCCAAUGGGGCCCCUCAAUUGAUCUUUCUAAAACACAAAACUCCUAAAUACAAUGCAUAGAUUAAACUAAGCACAAUAUUCUAACUAGCAACAGCUACUCCUCUUCUUCUUUCUCAUACACAAACACAUGCUCAUAGACAAUACAGCCUGUCAAUCUGAAUAAUUUAAGAACAUCAUGGUUUCUGUCAUAGUUUAUUACCAGAAGAUUGAUUUCUUGUUUCUCCAACCAAAAGUUGUAUCCUGAGAUUGCCGGUUCAUUCAGAACCAUACGCAUGUUGUCAUAGCUACAUACAUGAUUCAUUUCUUGUUGUCUCUCCAAGAAAAGUAUAACACAACUUUGUACUAAGUUUUAUCCUGCCAAGAGACUGUUUCUCUGAUGUGCUCUUUUCUCUGUUCUAUUGCCUGAAUUCAACGCGUGCUCGCGUUUGGAUUGGUUUUCUGAUCCAUGCUGAUCAGCAUCUCUGGUUCAAUGAGAUUCAUACCGGAGUUCUACGUUCGUUUUCAGGUAACAUUGUCUGUUUUCUUCCUCCCAAUGUGCUUCAUUCUGAUCUUGUAGCUGUAGAAUUGACAUAAAUGUUGCACUGUCUUAUGCUGAAGACUUCGUGAUUUAGAUUUCUUGACGUUUUCGUAUGUCCAACGGAGCAAAUGGAGAGAGAAAUGAUUUCUGAUCUGCUUUCAGACAAAGCUGAGCAAGUUAACUGCCUGAUAGUUGUAUAUCUGAGAGUAAACAGUCCUGUUGAAAUUCCAUGAUUGAUUUAAACUGUCUGCAUCAGGGAAAACAGACAGAUCUACUCACUUUCGAUGCCGAAUUCAGACACUUACAACAUGCAGAGAGAUAAAAAGAGAGAUGCCCAUGAUGUAUUUCUUUAGCAACUAGCUUUUAGAUCACUUCUAGAGCCCAUUACACUAUAUAAAAGAAUUCAGGGCCUCAAUUUUUGACUUUUCCCAGGGACAGGAACCUCAAAUGGUGUCUGAUUUUUAUGAUAACCACUGGUUUUAAUACAUUAUCUGCACCUCACUCUCAUCUUUGUAAAGUGAAAUGGAUAGACUUGGAUGAUGAUAGCACACAUGAUUGAUUAGGAAGCGGAAAAAUUGUAUUCUAUAAAUAUAUAUCUUGCUUUGCAUGGGAUUCUAAUAUUGCAAAGUACCUUAAAAUUGUCAAAUAUUUAGUAAAGACUUAUCAGCUUUGACAAUUACAGACAUGUUGUGCAGCAGUAAUGAUGUGGUUUUUGAUGUAGUCUGUUAAAUAUGUUGAAGUCUAAGUGGCCACAAUCUUUUGUCUAAUUUCAGGAAUGACAACCAAACUUCAACGUUCGAUAAAUCCGUUGACCAUAGCUCCACACAACAAUCCAUUGUGCACAAUUAGUCAUCAGUGUUGUCUAGAACUAGGAAGUGGUUUGCAGAAACGGGUGUCGUUAUCAUUAAUGGAUAGAAUGCAAGAAUUUCAGAACAUCGAGUCGGUGAGGAAGAUGAUUCUGAUGCAAGAAGAAGUGUUCAAGCAGCAGGUUCAGGAGCUGCACCGAAUAUACAAUCUUCAGAAGAAGCUGAUGCAAGAACUCAAAACGGGCCUAAAAAUAGCAGCUCAGACUGAUAAAACUGAUUCUGGGAUUGCUGCCUGGAAUAAGACAGAAAGAGAAACGGGACGAUGUUUCCAGGCUUUUGCUGCAAGAGAUGAUCUGAAAGAACUUAGCGGUAGCUGCUCGGAAGAGACGCCAAGAAUGCCAAUCAAAUUCGACCUGGAAAUUCCAGCAGAGACGAUCGCCCCAUCGAAUGUUCAGACGUUUGAAGAGCGAAAGGAGUUGAAAAUGAUUGACGAGGAAAGUGAUGUGGAAGUGGAACUAACACUUAGCAUCGGCCAUGGUACGAGGAAACAGAGAUCGAAAAAAAGACAUCAGUUACAUGAUUCUGAUGAUCAGUUGAAUAAUCAGGUCGGAGAAGUUGGUUUGUCUUCAACUGGAACGAAUAAAGGGGACGAAUACCGCGAGCCAGGCUCGAUUACUAGCAGUUCACCAGUCUAUCAAGAAAAUACGAGGCCACAUUGGCUACUACAAGAUCUAAGCUUAAAUCGAACAUGACAAGCUGCUCGUGUGCAAUUAAUAUGGAACGUUUGUGUACACCGGUUAAUCCAAACGUUUGAUAUAGUGAAUUAGUGAAAGUAGUAAACUGGAAAGUUGGGACAGUGGGAACACUGUAGUGUUGUAGAUCAUGUAAUGAUUGUAUAAACUUCUCUAACACUUAGUUGUUUGAUUAGAAGUGUUUAGGUUCCAUCAAUUUGGAGUAGAAUAUGUUGUUGUGUAGUAAUUCAAAUAUAAAAUACACAAGUGGGUGAAACACUGCCGUGAUUCUUGAACUUGAA